Mastomys coucha (southern multimammate mouse) is the source of this 3130-nucleotide messenger RNA. It is a transcript of the gene Cracr2a, whose product is annotated as calcium release activated channel regulator 2A. Bases 218 to 2524 code for a protein of 768 amino acids. Gene Ontology annotation, molecular function: calcium ion binding; GTPase activity; GTP binding. NCBI's taxonomy places the organism in Eukaryota, Metazoa, Chordata, Mammalia, Rodentia, Muridae. The record is from RefSeq and is a predicted model, not a curated record. The transcript has 17 exons.
GCUAAGGUGUUGAGCCAUCCUGCCCACAGCUCUAAUGACUGUCUAUGACAAAGGGACAAGGCCGGAGCUGGAUGGCUGUGAGCUCCCUGGAGACUGGCUCAGCCUGUCAGAAAGAUGGGCUGAACCUGAUUUUGGUUUUUCUCACUCCUGAUCGAUCGAUCGUUCAGUCAAUCCCUUCUUCAGCCCGUCACCUGGGUGGCCUCCGCGUUGGACACUCAUGAAGGUUCUGAAAAUAACAAAGAAAUCCACAGGUCUCAUGGCCACCCCCAGUGGAAGAGAAGACUCCAGCUCCCAGACACCAGGUCCUGGGAAGCAGGGAAGUGGAGCCUGGGUGGAGCUGCUGGACCACCCAGAGAGGCUAGAGGCAGAGGUGCCAGACCAUGUGGAAGAGAGUGUCAUGUGGAAGAAAGCACAGGAGUUCUUCCAGACCUGUGACUCCGAGGGCAAGGGCUUCAUUGCCAGGACAGACAUGCAGAGGCUGCAUAAGGAGUUGCCCCUAAGUCUGGAAGACCUGGAAGAUGUGUUUGACGCGCUGGAUGCUGAUGGCAAUGGCUUUCUGACCCCAGAAGAGUUCACCACUGGAUUUAGUCACUUCUUCUUCAGUCAAAAUAGCCAAAGAGAGGACGAAGCUGGCCAGCAGGUGGCCCAGCUCCAAGAGGAGAAAGUGUAUCAGUCUAGAGGGGAGAAGGAUGUGGGAGACCUGGACCAAGAUGAGGAAGCACAGUUUCAGAUGCUGAUGGAGAGGCUCGGAGCCCAGAAAGUUCUGGAAGAUGAAAGUGAUGUCAGGCAGCUGUGGCUGCAGCUGAAGAAGGACGAGCCUCACCUGCUGUCCAACUUCGAAGACCUCCUCACCACAAUCUUUGCUCAGCUCCAAGAAGCCCACGAGCAGAAGAAUGAACUGGAAUGUGCACUCAGAAAGAAAAUUGCUGCUUAUGAUGAAGAAAUCCAGCAUCUCUAUGAGGAGAUGGAGCAGCAGAUCAAAAGUGAAAGGGAGCAGUUCCUCCUAAAAGACACAGAGAGAUUCCAGGCUCGCAGCCGGGAGCUGGAAAGGAAGCUGAGCGCCAAGGAGCAGGAACUGGAGCGGCUGAACCAGAAGCAGAGGAGGCUGGAAGGCCAGUGUGCAGCUCUACACAAUGACAAGCAUGAAACCAAGGCUGAGAACAGCAAGCUGAGACUCACUAACCAGGAGCUGGCCCGGGAGUUGGAACGCACCUCCCACCAACUCCAGGAGGCCCAGCAGCAGCUGGAGAGCCUCCAGAGAGAGGCCUGUGAGCUGCAGCAGGAGAAGGAGAUGGAAGUGUACCGAGUGACUGAGAGUCUGCAGCGGGAGAAGUCCGGCCUCCUGAAACAGCUGGAUUUCCUAAGGGAAAGGAACAAACACCUCCGGGAUGAACGGGACAUAACUUUCCAGAAAGAUAAAACAGCCAAGGCCAACACAGCUGCUUCCAAGGCAGGCAGGAAGCAAAGAUCUGGCUCUGUGAUUGGCAAGUACUUGGACGGCAGGGGAAUGCUUAGGAGCCAGUCAGAGGAGGAGGAAGACGUAUUUGGCACCCUGAGGAGGAGAAGCUCUGUGGGCCUGAGUGCAUAUCUUCAAGCAGAGGAGGAACUAGCAACUGGGGAGCCAGGGACUGGGGUUCCAUGUCGCCAGGCACUCCGAAGAAUCAUCUCUAUUGAGGAAGAUCCCCUGCCUCAGCUCCUGGAAGGAGGCUUUGAGAAGCCACUGAGCAGAUGCCCAGAAGAGGAGGAGGUCUCUGACCAGGGCACAGAGGGGCAGAGCGUGGCAGUCCCAGUCUUGGAUAUCAUUCCUUCCUCUCCCCGAGGGCAGCCUGUCGGAAAAGAGACCCUCUGCAAGGAGGAGAGGGCGCCCUCUACCCCUGACCGGCUCUUUAAGAUCGUGUUUGUGGGUGAUGCCGCUGUAGGAAAGACAUCCUUCCUGAGGAGGCUCUGUGAGGCCCGCUUCUCUCCAGGCAUGGCAGCCACUGUGGGCAUCGACUACCGAGUGAAGACAGUCACUGUGGACAAUGCGCAGGUGGCCCUGCAGCUGUGGGACACUGCUGGGCAGGAGAGAUAUCGCUGUAUCAGCCAGCAGUUCUUCAGAAAGGCUGACGGUGUGGCUGUUAUGUAUGACCUCACAGCCAAGCAAUCCUUCCUGUCGAUCCGCCAGUGGCUGAGCAGCGUGGAGGAAGCUGUGGGAGACCGAAUUCCUGUUCUGCUGCUGGGCAAUAAACUUGACAAUGAGAAGGAGCGGGAAGUGCCACGGGGCCUGGGAGAGCAACUCGCCAAGGUCACUCAAGGAACAAGAGGACACAGUGAGGAAGGACACCAUUCAGGUCGGCCCCCCUGCCAAGAAGAAAUCCUGUUGUGGCUGACAGUAGCCUCCCACCCCCAGCCAGCUUGCCCAUGCCCACGAUCACCUUCAGCCAGCAGCCCUUCAAAGCUCCAGGUCAUGUGGCUGCUUGAAUCAGCACUUGGGCUCUUAUGCAGCAACACCCAGCAAGGCCUACUCUGGCUUGCCCUGGUUUAGUGACUUGCCUUCCUCGAUGGAAGAAAGCAUCUGCAGCCAGGAAGGCUGCUUUUUCUGUAUCUUGAAGUCUGCUCCCCCUUCUCUUCUACACCCCAAUACCCACUCCUUUCCCCCCCUCCUCCAAUGUAGUUUUCUGAAAGAAAGGAGCAGAUGGGCUUUUCCAGAAAAGUCACCACGUGCCUUCUCCACCCCCCUUCUCCUCUCUCCAUGCCCUCAGGAGUCUCUGCACUGUGGUUGCCAUGGCAACUGUGCAGGGGCACCUUGCUGCUUCUUGGAGGCCAAAGAAGUGCCAUUUGGGUGAUGCUGGGGUGGCCUGUCUUGCUUUGGCCCCUGUUCUCCAGAAACCAGAGAGCUGCUCUCGGCACACAGAUUAUGGGCCUUGAGAAUACUUGAGUGUCUGCCCCAGCUCCCAGGGUUCUCUCUGCUUCUCCUUGAGACCCUGAAGAUCACAAGCUUCACCAGCCUCUCCCAGCUAACACUGCACUCACUGGAUCUGCGUCUGUGGGUCUCUGCAGUGUGCUUCCUAAUGACCCUGCAGCCCUGGCUCCUGGUGAACCGUGGAUGGCAGCUCCAUGCCUGGAGUUACACUGCACACAUACUUUCUAC